UUUACGCUCUUUGCUAUUCAUCUUCUUAUGGUUCUUUUCUUUGAUUUGUUUUCUCUUGUAGAAAUUUUUUAUUUAUGUAAAUUUUUAAUAAUAGGUCGAAAAUUUAGGGUUCAUCAUAGCUGAUUAAUAUUCGGAUCUAAAAAUAUAACCAGUAUCCAGAUCUAACUUUUGGGGGAAAUAACUUUCCAAAUUGAUGGCUUUUCCUAUGUUUCCUGAUGAAAUUGUUCUAUUUUUGCUCAUGAUGACCAUAGAAUGAAAUAUCAGACGUCUGCUCUGACGAAGGGUUCCCCUCCUGUUUUUUCUGGAGCUUGUUUGCUCCCACACACGCAUGUACACAUUGACAGAUAUUUUUCAUGAAAUUAAAUCAAAAUGAGUCGUCCACAGGAUCCUCACCGCCCUUUCUUCCCUUUUGGAAAUCCUUUCCGGAUGAUAUCAUCCAAGGGUUCUCGUUUACCUGAAAGGCUUCUUUCUCUAUUGAUUUCUUUUGAGGAAACCUUGGCAGAGAGGGUUAGGAAACUUAUUCCAAAGGACAGCGAUGAGGUCCUUAGUUUAUCAUGGAUGAAUCUGGCAAUGGAUUCACUCUGCGAGACUCAUAGUGGUGUAAAAAACUUAAUAACUGAGCUGGAGAUUCCUGUGAGUGACUGGGAUGAGAAAUGGAUAGACGUGUACUUGGAUAUCAGUGUGAAUUUGCUCGAUCUUUGUAUAGCCUUUAGCUCUCAACUCACAAAGCUUAACCAGGGUCAUCUCUUGCUUCAGUGUGUCCUGCAUAAUCUAAAUUCUUCCUCUCCAAAGCAGUUUGUGCGUGCUCGUUCUUCACUCGAUAGCUGGAGACAGCAUAUCAAUGCAAAGAACCCUAGAGUUGAGAGCUGUCAGUCAAUCUUAGACAAUUUGGUGCGAUCUUUGGAUUUACCCAAGGUUAAAAACUCUGCCAAAGGGAAAGUUUUGAUGCGAGCCUUGUAUGGAGUUAAGGUGGUGACUGUAUUUAUCUGUAGUGUUUUUGCAGCAGCGUUCUCUGGAUCUGCAAAGAAUUUGUUGGACUUGAGCAUUUCUGACACAUUACCAUGGAGACCGGCAUUUUCUGACUUGCAAGCUAAUGUUAAUGGGGAAGUUAGAAAUGUAUUUGGAUGUGGAAGAGUUACAGUUUUGAAAGAAUUAGAUGCAGUUGCUGUCAGCAUCAAGAAAUUGUAUCCAAUGAUCCAAGAUGGGUUGGAACCGGUUGAAGUUGAACAGUUUAAGAAGUUUAUUAUAGAUUUAGGAAAGCAAGAAGAGAAACUUUCAGAGGGGCUAGAUCGUCUUACAAAAUCAGUGGAUGGUUUUUUCAAGAUAGUUUUAACAGGGCGUGAUGCUUUGCUUUGUAAUCUAAGAGAAACUGGUACCGAGUCAAUGGUAGGGAGUAACUCAGAACAACUGGUUGGGAGGUGACUGUCGAUGAAAGAACUACACCUCCCCAUAUAUCGGUGUUAUAGGUAUUGUGUGUUGCGUUAUGUGGUUUUUAGAAAUAUACCAUCAAGUAUUGUGUUUGAAAUACGUUGUAUUGUGUCUAUUUACUAUUUUCUGGUUUGUACAUGUACUUUGUACUGUAUAAUACCAAAGACGUAUAAAAGAGAGGCUUGUACUACAGUUUGCUUAAGUGCCUAUAUUUAUGUCCUAUAUGGUUAUCGCGGGUA
Mangifera indica (mango) is the source of this 1667-nucleotide messenger RNA. RefSeq names its product protein BPS1, chloroplastic-like. The transcript has 3 exons. Lineage: Eukaryota; Viridiplantae; Streptophyta; Magnoliopsida; Sapindales; Anacardiaceae. The record is from RefSeq and is a predicted model, not a curated record. The coding region runs from base 370 to 1422 and encodes 350 amino acids.